This is a messenger RNA of Conger conger (European conger), 2609 nucleotides long. Its product is annotated as homeobox protein Hox-D9a-like. The transcript is spliced from 2 exons. Gene Ontology annotation, molecular function: DNA-binding transcription factor activity, RNA polymerase II-specific; RNA polymerase II cis-regulatory region sequence-specific DNA binding. Bases 2 to 814 code for a protein of 270 amino acids. Gene Ontology annotation, biological process: DNA-templated transcription; regulation of transcription by RNA polymerase II; embryonic skeletal system morphogenesis. The record is from RefSeq and is a predicted model, not a curated record. NCBI's taxonomy places the organism in Eukaryota, Metazoa, Chordata, Actinopteri, Anguilliformes, Congridae. Gene Ontology annotation, cellular component: nucleus.
UAUGACUUCGACGGGAUUAAAAAUGUCGACCAGCGGUACACUUAGCAAUUAUUAUGUGGACUCUCUACUUGGACAUGACGCAGAGGACGUGUAUGGAACUUGCUUUGUCCAAAGCUCGCACACCGCGACCCCAAGGCCACCAGGUGUAGGAGCUAAUGCAGAUUUUUCUUCCUGCAGCUUUGCACCCAAGUCCGCAGUGUUUCCCACGUCGUGGCCCUCCGUUCACCCGCCGUCCGCCGCCGUCUCAGGCAUCUUCCAUCCUUACGUGCCCCAGUCUCACCUUGCGGCAGCGGACAACAGAUAUGUUCGCUCCUGGAUUGAGCCAAUCUCCAGCUCAGUUUCCUACCCCGGUUUCCAUCAGAGUUCGCGGCACUGCGGGACAAAGCUCGAAAACCUACCGCCGAAACGGACUGAAUGCUCUGCCUUUGAGACAGAGGCACCAACGGUCUCUGACUAUGCUCGUGUAGCAGUAUCAGAAAGCGAAGACAAAGCAACCAAAGACCCGUCUGGCAGCGAUAUUUCGAGCAAGAGCGAGGCCAAAGAAGAGAAGCAACAGCAACUUGACCCAAGCAAUCCGGCUGCAAAUUGGAUUCAUGCUCGUUCAACAAGAAAGAAACGAUGUCCUUACACAAAAUAUCAAACCCUGGAACUGGAAAAGGAAUUUCUCUAUAACAUGUACCUCACAAGAGAUCGUCGUUACGAAGUUGCCAGAAUCCUAAAUUUAACAGAACGGCAAAUAAAAAUCUGGUUUCAAAAUCGAAGAAUGAAAAUGAAAAAGAUGAACAGAGAGAGGGGCAGUAAGGAUCUACACUAAAAUCCCGACUGACAGCACCAGAAAUGAACUAUAUAUAUUGUCUUUCCUAUUCUAUAAGUAGUAGGCCUAUUGCACAGCCUAUAUGUGUGCUAGAAUAAAACUAAAAUUGGUGCUUGUGCAUCAAAUACUAAUUUUUUCUCGUAUAAUUGUACAUAUAUUCCCGAAAACAUUAAUAAUUGAAACAAAGCUUCCAAACGAAAUUAAUGUUGAGCUUUCGGCGAAACAAACUAAACAUUGUGAUCCCCAAAUUAAAUAUAUAACGCGCCAUUUUAGGAGUAUCAUAUUUACGUUUCUCCAUGAUGCCCUCCUGUAAUUAUGGGAGUUCAUAUUUUCAGAAUUUGUGAAAUUUAAAAAGCUUAACAACAAUAUGGGCCUAUACAAUAUCAAAGGAAAACAGGCCUCUUCGCGAGGAAAGCAACGAUAAUACACUAUCGACGCUUUCCCCAUAUAUAUUUGGCGAUAAAUUAAUAAUCCAUACAGCAUUUCCGUUUGUGACAAAAUGUAUUACACCGAGUGCCGUGUAAAUAUUAGGCCCUAAUUCCAAGCACAUUUAUAUUUCAAGUGUAGCUAUGUGUGGAAGCAAUUGGUUCUUGGUAGCCUCAGUCUAUAUAUAUUAUUGUUUUACAAACGGCUGUGACGUGCAUGUAAGAAUGAACCACGUGAGGCUAAAAGCUGCUCAACUGUUUAUGCCUGUAUAAGAUGGCCUACAUUAAAAUUAAACUCUAAGUUGGAGUAAAAAUGAAACGCACAGCACGGCUACCAUCAUUUCGGAGGCGACUUUUUGUGUACUUUUCCUUGUGUUGAAAUCCCUUUUGUUGGUGUAGUUCAGAUAUUUAUCCUUUGGAACAUUUUUAAUCUUUCGUAAAAUAACGUGUUGAAAUACAAUUAGACCUUAAAACUGAUAUAUUACAUAUAUGUUGGAUGUUAAAUACAAUUUAGACUUCUUGACAACGUCACAACGGCUCGAAAGUGAACGUCUUUCCCUCACAACUUAAUUUUUAAAUGCUUAAAUGGUGGAGGAACCCCCAUAUUACAUUUCUGGCGUCGAUGUAAUAAUACAUAGCUGGAGGAUAUCCUAGGGAAGAAGAGUGUUUAUGAUUGGGAAAGGUGUUGCACCGUUCCCAAAGAUAAUGCCAAAGCUCUAGCCUACCUACCGGUCCAAUUGCUUUAGAGCAGGAAGACAUGCGGUCUAAUAAAGCCAUAAGGGUGGCUAGACGUCUGGUUUAAAUGAGUUUAUAGAGGAGGGCUGUAAUUAUACGGUUCUUUGAAACCGUGCUAUUUGGGUGCUUGGGUCUGUUGCUGACAAACAAAAAUGCAGACAGUUUUCUACAGGGUGUCUGGUCAAUAAAAUAUCUCCUUGGGCAGCAAAAUGGAAAUCAUUCGUCUCUAAAACACAGAAAGUCACGUUUCACGUUUCUCCACCAACUCCCUUCCUGCGACUUCUUCAAAAUGCUUCGAUGUGAUACUUUUUACUGUCAUAUUUAAAUGUUCACGAUGAAAGAUUGCACACCCUUUUAAUGAUCUCACUUACAGAACUGUGACUGAAUUAGAACUGGGCGUACAUCACUCGUCACAAAACUGUCAAUUUAUUCGAGAAUUAUAGCCAAUGUAUUCGAAAUUAGCAAUAUAGGACACACUGAUUCGUUCAGGUUAAUUUAGAGAUCUAUGAACAAUGGAAAAUGAAUACGCGCAUGUGCAUGAAUGCAGAAAAUAAACAUUGAUCUCAUUCUCAUUUGUCAUAAUUAUGAGAACUAUUGAGAGAGCAAAACUAAGAACAUAAUCAUUGUUUAAUAUA